CAGUAUUUUAAUUAUGCCAUUGUCACUCAAUAAUAAAUCGAUACAUCAGUUCUACCUUCCCAGGCAUUGAGUGUGAUAGCUCAUUCGCAUUUGUAGACACCUAGAAACCUAAUCAAACGAGAAAACAACUCAAUUCUCCUUUAUUAUAUCCGAAACUCAAGAACAACCUCCAAAAUGAACUCUCUGUCUGGCAGCAAGAAUACCAACUUACGGGUACCCACCCCAUCCAACCCAUCUUCGCUCCCACCACGUUACGAAAUCCGUCAAUUGCAACCAGAACACCUCGAGUGGGUCAUGGCCAUCGUCAUCCACUCCAACGUGUUCUAUUCUCCUGUCUGGACAGUCUUAUACCCAGACUACCUGACCGACAAGCUGCACGAAGCAAUGAGAAACGGCAAAUAUCUCUUCGAACACCAGAUUAAGUCCGGUCUCUCUUUCGGCGUCUUCGACACAGAGUAUACUUUCAAACGUGCUGAAAGUGCGCCUACAGGAGGAAAGUUAUACUGGGACGAAUCCGAGCCGGAGGUGAAGUCCUCUCAAGGCGUGCAGGCUGAAAGCAAGAGGUUGCUCGAGCAGAUGGACUUUCCCCUUGUUAGCGUUGCAAUGAGCUACGACGGUAUAAAUGCUCUUGACUUGAAGAAGAUGGAACCAAUGUUACAAGUCCUGCCGCAUUUUGGAUUGAUAUAUCACAUUCUUGAUGUACUGGACCAGAGAGCUCCGGAGACGUGGAAGGCAACUGGAGACGGGCAGGUGCUGAUGCGAAAUGCGACGUCUACGCGACGUGACUAUGAAGGACAGGGAAUUAUGGCUGCGUUAGCAAGGUGGCUGAUGAGAGAGGCUGCUGGGAAAGGAUACAGAGGGAUUCAGAUCGAAAGUAUCAACAAUGCUGUUGCACAUGUAUGGGGAAAGGCGGAGCCGCCGUUCGAGGGAACCGUUAUUAGCGAAUUCGACACGGCAACUUGGGCAGACGAGGAAGGGAAACAUGCGUUUGAACCUGCGAAACAGGUGUGUAAGAAGAUUUGGGUUGAUUUGAAAGCUACAGAGAAAUGAAGUCAUGAUGGUAGGAAUCGAGAUAAAGAAAGCAAAACAAGUUCAGGGAUAGCAAACGAUUCUCGAAUUUCAUGUUGGAUCUGGUGUAGUCCCGUCCCUACAUGAUACUUUCAUGUCCUACGAUCGCCUAUUUACCUAGUUAGGAUCAUG
Messenger RNA from Aaosphaeria arxii CBS 175.79, 1200 nucleotides. RefSeq lists its product as uncharacterized. The transcript has a single exon. The record is from RefSeq and is a predicted model, not a curated record. Lineage: Eukaryota; Fungi; Ascomycota; Dothideomycetes; Pleosporales. Bases 175 to 1050 code for a protein of 291 amino acids.